AUGAGUGGUUGGUCAGGUCCAGGCCUGAGCACAGGUCUGAGCACAGGUCCUUCUACCCCAGUGACUGCCAACACCAAUACAGCUCAUGAUCACUAUCAUCAUCAUCCAGUACAUGAACUAGAAGAGUACUUGAAUCAACUGAUCAGGAGUAUUGGACAACACGAACAAAAGCAGCAUCAGGUGGAACAGCAGAGGCAUCAGACUGCGCAGUAUGGACAUGGACAUGGACAACCUCAGGCUCAGGCUCAGGCUCCAGUAGGAUCUAUAGGAUCUCAGCCAGAAAGCCACAGAGUUGUUCCAGAGUGGCUCAAGACGGAAGGCUCACCACCCGACAAGCAACUCCCGCCACCUGAUCCUGCCAGAACCAGUAGAAAUGCUGCUACAGAAGGACCUGGGGCAGAAAAGUUCUUGAGAGAAUUGGAGCAACUCAUCAAGUGUUUCUUGAAUCAGCAGAAACAGCAACAGACAAAUCCACAAUCCCAUAAUCAAAGUACAAACAGAGCAGCCCCUCCCCCUCUUUCCCCAAAUAGUUUAUCCCAAGAUGCCGAAUCAAGAGUCGAAUUGCUCAGAAGGGCAGUGGCAGAUGCCGAAGCAGAGGCCACGGCACGGAGACUCCAGAUGCAGCAGCAGCAGCAGCAACACCAUUCUCAUCCACACAAGAAUCAUAAUCAUAAUCCACAACUGGCAGAAGAUGCACAAGCCAGAGUACAUCAAUUACAAAAGGCGGUGGCAGCGGCAGAGGCAGAAGCCGCGGCACGGGCAUUUCCACAACCGUCAUAUCAGGGAGGAACCUCACCCGAAGCAGAAGCUCGAGCCAAAGUUUUGCAACAGGCCAGGGCCGCCGAAGAAGCCGAGGCUGCCUCACGGGCCUUACUAUUGCAACAGCAACAGCAACAGCAACAGCGUUCGCAAUCAUGGCCCUACAAGGAAUUGCAAAAUCGCAUUGGGCAACACUGGGAUGCCACCAUGGCGGAAAAUGAUUCUCUCAAACACCAACUUCAACAAACGGGACAGUCCCAAAAUCAACUGCUUGCGGCCAAACAGGCUGAAACAGACUCGUUGAAAUACCGGGCGGCCCUUCAGCAAACACAGCUGCAGCAUGCCAAGAAUUCCGCAGAGGAAUUGCUUCAGGAAAAGGAAGCCCUCUUGGUCAAAAUCAAACAGGCAAUUGCCGAUCUCAAACAGGAAUUGGCACAACGAAAACAACACCAACAGCCACACCACCAACAGCAGACUGCCAGAGCUCCACCCAUGCCUCAACCACAUGUACAAGUACCAAAUCCAUCGCAACAACAACAACCGCCUCGGCCACCACCCCAACCCGAGGCAUCAUCUCUGCUCCACCAUACUAACGAAAAGGAAGCCCUAUUGGAAAAGCUGCGCCAAUUCAUGACCAGUCUGGAGAAUGAACUCGGUAGGAUUCGAACGGAAAAACAAAAUCUCGAGACGGAUCUGCAAAGGACGCAAAUGGCCUUGCAAGCACAUCAACAGUUACAUCAGACGCUUGCACAGAGCUUUCAAAGUACCGAAUCAGAAAUUGGAGCCAUUCGACAAAUGUUGGCACAGGUUGACGUAGAUGAACGACGAGGAGGGACGUCGCAUCAUCAUCAGCCACAGCAGCAUCAGACCGUGUCUUGGGGGGCUCCACUGUCGAACCAUGGUGGUGCCCCAUUGCCACCUACAUCUCAGUAUUACCAGCAGCAACAAUCGGAGCCUACUAUGCAACAGAACAACACUGCCGCGACCAUGCAAUCCGCACCAUCAUCGUUUGUGCCUCCUGCUGCGGCACAAAGCCCUGCGGCAUUGCUCUCGUCCAUGCUGACGGCUCCGCCCGGACCGUACCAACUACCGAAUCCUACAACCACUGCCAUGUACAGCAGUGCACCCGCUGUCACGAACUACGGCAACACCGUGGAAACGGUAGACGAACAAGAAUGGCGACCAGACGAACAAGCGGCGGCCAUGGCCAGUGCCAACCAUGAUUACUGGCAACAACCUCAGCAGCAGCAAUUGGCUGUCUUUCAUACGCAGGAUGAUGGGAGGAGUCAAGAAGGACCGCCUGCGUACGAUCAACAUUACAACCACCCCACACAAGAUCCACAAGGGUACAUGUCACAGGGAGAACACUUUCAGAAUCCCGAGCAAGCUCCAAGAGGAGGUGGAGGGGAGUGGAACUACGAUCCACCGGCCGAGUAUCAAUCUCAAGCAGGUUUCAUCAGUACCUUCACCGAAGAUCCUUCGUACUAUCCAGGCGGUUCUGUAGGAGCCACUGGUUCUCAACAUUACGAUCCUCAUCAAAAUCCCACCACUACCGCUGGCAAUAGUAGUGCCAUGAUGCCACUUUCGCACGACCGUAGUGUUCUGACCGAGAGCGUCAAUUUUGAUGGAGGAGUCGGACAGCAACAGCAGCAACAGCAGCAACAACAACCACAGCUGUCGUCGCAGCAAUACGGUGCACAACCGCUUCCUCAGCAUAAUGGAGACUGGAGUAAUCCCGCCGAUCGCGCAUUGGUCGACCCAGCUAUGUAUUCAUCAAAUUUGACUCAGCAGGAAACAAUGUCGCGACACAGUACAUCCGCAAACCAACCGCAGUAUACACCAUACGAGCAGCCUCCACCCAGCACCAAUUACAUUGUGGAGGUGCCAACCUCUUCGACGCUCACCGACACGGUGCUUCCACCGGAACCACCACAAUAUCGUCCUACCGGCAUGGCAUUUCUGCAGCAGCAAAUGGCCGACGCAGUUGAAGACGCCAGACACAACACUGCAUUGACGGUGGCAAGCAUGAUGUCGUCCUCGUCCUACGGAACACCGCCUGUGGUCCACAAAUUUCCAUUGCAGCCGGCUCCGAUGGCAACCAUGCAUAAAACACGAAACAAUAGUGUGACAACCCCCGAGAGAGCCGUUCCUCAUCGUACGGAACCAUCCUGGACGGGUGGUAGUAUGAUGCCCACCAAUAACUCUCCAUCGCUCGCACCGGGAGGUAGUCCAUCAUUGGUGCCAAACAUUACGCGCAAGGCACGGCAGCUUGCUCCCGUAUUGUCGUAUCGAGACACUGUCGAUCAUAGUACUGGACCCAAUAAUCACCACUACAAACACGGGUCACCGAAUACCAAGGGACCACACCCAGGAAGUAAUAUGCACCGCCACUACCCACCCAGCUCGGCUGGGACUCCCAGACACAGCAAUCGCACUGGAGGCAUGACUAGUACUCCCGCCAACACCAGCAACAACAAUACGAGACCACCCGUGAACCGCGUUCGGGUCGAUCCGAGUUAG
This is a messenger RNA of Seminavis robusta, 3279 nucleotides long. The record is from the annotation of a GenBank genome assembly. Lineage: Eukaryota; Bacillariophyta; Bacillariophyceae; Naviculales; Naviculaceae.